This is a messenger RNA of Lathyrus oleraceus (garden pea), 1984 nucleotides long. RefSeq names its product soyasapogenol B glucuronide galactosyltransferase. The record is from RefSeq and is a predicted model, not a curated record. Gene Ontology annotation, molecular function: UDP-glucosyltransferase activity. The coding region runs from base 281 to 1675 and encodes 464 amino acids. NCBI's taxonomy places the organism in Eukaryota, Viridiplantae, Streptophyta, Magnoliopsida, Fabales, Fabaceae. The transcript is spliced from 2 exons.
AAAUUUUAUGGUUUGAGUUCUAAACUCCAUUUGUAAUUUAUCGAAAUCCCACAAAAUAGAAUAUGAUUUAUUUGACUGGGAUGAUAUAAAGAGAGAAAUGGGUGGUAAACAGUAAAAAAAAAAUAGUAUACUUAAUCAUGUGGAGAGGAGUGGUUGUCUUGUCUCGUCAGACAAAUGAUUGUAAGGCAAUCUCUCAGCCAUAGAAACUUAUCCUUAAUUAUCAACUCUCCAAGUAACAGAACUCACACAUACCAUUGCUUCAAAGAUUUCAAAAGCAACAAUGGAAUCUCAAGAAUCCCAUAACAAACUUCAUGUAGUUUUUCUUCCAUAUCCAACUCCUGGCCAUAUGAUUCCUAUGAUAGACACAGCAAGACUAUUUGCCAAACAUGGUGUUAAUGUUACCAUCAUCACCACACAUGCCAAUGCUUCAACCUUCCAAAAAACCAUUGACAAUGACUUCAAUUCUGGAUACUCCAUCAAAACUAAGCUUAUUCGCUUCCCUUCAGCUCAACUUGGUCUUCCUGAUGGUGUUGAAAACAUCAAAGAUGGCACUUCCUUUGAAAUGUUAGGUAAAAUCAGCCGUGGAAUAUCUAUGCUCCAAGAUCCAAUUGAGGUUCUGCUUCAAGAUCUUCAACCAGAUUGCAUAGUCACUGAUAUGAUGUAUGCCUGGACUGUGGAAGCAGCUGCAAAACUAGGUGUUCCAAGGAUUUACUAUUACAGCUCAAGCUAUUUCUCCAACUGUGCAGCUAAUUUUAUCAUGAAGUAUAGACCUCAUGAUAAUUUAGUUUCUGAUACACACAAAUUUACAAUCCCCGGUUUGCCUCAUACCAUUGAGAUGACCUCUCUGCAGAUUCCUGUUUGGUUAAGGGAGAAGAAUGCUGUCACAGCCUAUUUUGAACCAAUAUUUAAAUCUGAAGAAAGAAGCUAUGGGACACUAUACAAUAGUUUUCAUGAACUUGAAAGUGAUUAUGAGAAGCUUAAUAAAACUACAAUGGGGAUCAAAUCUUGGAGUGUAGGACCAGUUUCAGCUUGGGCUAACAAGGAUGAUGAAAGAAAGACCAAUAGGGGACAGAGAGAGAAGAACAUUGGAAAUGAGACAGAAUUACUAAAUUGGCUCAACUCACAUCAAAAUGAGUCUAUAUUGAAAAAUGACGUGGACGACAGUGAAAACAUUUUCCUGCAAGAUUUUGAGGAAAGGAUGAAAGAAAGCAAAAAGGGCUAUAUCAUAUGGAACUGGGCACCACAGCUUCUGAUAUUGGAUCACCCUGCAAUAGGAGGGAUAGUUACUCAUUGUGGUUGGAACUCAAUCCUUGAAAGCUUGAGUGUUGGUUUGCCAAUGAUCACAUGGCCAAUGUUUGCUGAGCAAUUUUACAAUGAGAAGUUGCUUGUUGAUGUUCUGAAGAUAGGGGUCCCAGUCGGAGCAAAAGUGAACAAGUUUUGGCUUGGCACUGUUGAAGAGAUAGUGGUGAGAAGGGAAGAGAUUGCAAAAGCUGUUGAGAAUUUGAUGGGAAGUGGUGAAGAGAGCAAGGAAAUGAGGAUGAGAGCAAAAAAGCUUGGUGAUGCUGCCAAGAGGAGUAUAGAGGAAGGUGGAGACUCUUACAACAACUUGCUUCAGUUGAUUGAUGAGCUGAAAUCGUUGAAGAAAUCUAAAGCACUUGGUGAGAAAGCAGAUUAGAUGAUUGAAAUAUUAUGAAACAACAUCCAAGUAUUUUUCUCCACCUAAUUUUGGUGUUAUCUGGAGUUCAAUAAGAUGUAACAGCAUCCAAUCAGUCUUGUGUUGUGCACUGCAAUGAUGAUAAAGGAGGUUAGUUUUCAGUAAGCAAUUUUCAUAUUAAGCUAAGGAAAAGAUGUGAUGAAUGGUGAAUUAAAUUAUGUUGUCUACUUUGGGUUCAUAGAUUUAAAUAAACUAGAAGAAAAGAAACAAAAACAGAUUUAUGUAUUAUAUAUAAUUCAGAGGAGUGUCAUGUUAGAUGAGGUUAAUUCA